AUGAAGUUGCCUCCUGGUUAUUCUGUUCCUCUCACUUCUAAUUCUGGGCAGCUGGUUUGCAAGCUUCAGAAGUCUCUUUAUGGUUUAAGACAGGGUUCUGGUGAUUCUUUUGUUGUUUUAGCUGUGUAUGUGGAUGACAUAAUUUUGACUGGGACUGAUUCUACUGAGAUUUCAGCUUUAAAAUCCUUCCUUCAUCAACAAUUUCGGAUCAAGGAUCUGGGGUCUCUUAGCUAUUUCUUGGGGAUUGAGGUUCUAUAUUCUUCUACUGAUGUUUCCUCUGUUUUGUGUCCUCUUGAUCUGAAUGUGAAGCUUAAAGCCAAUGAAGGUGAUCCUUUGCUCAAGCCUGAACUGUAUAGAUCUUUGAUUGGUAAGCUGAAUUUUUUAACUCACACGAGGCCUGACAUCAGCUAUGCAGUCCAACAUCUCAGUCAAUUUAUGCAGUCUCCCUGCCUUCCCCACAUGUCUGCUGGCUUGCAUCUAUUAAGGUACUUGAAGGGUACUUCUGAACAUGGGAUCUUCUUCAAUGCCUCUCCAGACCUGUCUAUUUCUGCCUUUUGUGACAGUGACUGGGCUGCCUGCCCUGACACUAGGCGUUAUGUCUCUGGUUAUUGUGUCUUAUUAGGUGGUAGCCUUGUGGUUUGGAAGUCCAAGAAGCAGCCCAUUGUUAGCAUGUGCUCUGCUGAAGCUGAGUAUCGAGCCAUGAGUAAAGGAGUGGCUGAGUUGACCUGGUUGUCUAGAUUGCUUACUGACUUAGGCCUUCCUUGUUCUUCCUCCAUUCCUUUAUUUUGUGACAGUCAAGCUGCGAUACACAUUGCUCGAAACCCAGUUUUCCAUGAAAGAACCAAACAUAUAGAGUUGGAUUGUCAUCUGGUUCGGACCAAGCUGGCUGAGGGUUUGAUUCAUUUGGUACACACUUCUUCUUCUACUCAGUUGGCUGACCUCUUCACUAAGCCACUUCCAGGUGCUGCUCAUCAUGGUUUUCUGCUCAAGUUGGGGGUCUUCCCACCCUCCAACUUGAAGGGGGGUGUUGGAGUUAUUGAAAGGAGUCCAGAUUAA
This is a messenger RNA of Nicotiana attenuata, 1056 nucleotides long. RefSeq lists its product as uncharacterized. The transcript is spliced from 3 exons. The record is from RefSeq and is a predicted model, not a curated record. Bases 1 to 1056 code for a protein of 351 amino acids. NCBI's taxonomy places the organism in Eukaryota, Viridiplantae, Streptophyta, Magnoliopsida, Solanales, Solanaceae.